Portunus trituberculatus (swimming crab) is the source of this 1914-nucleotide messenger RNA. RefSeq names its product carotenoid isomerooxygenase-like. Bases 214 to 1776 code for a protein of 520 amino acids. Gene Ontology annotation, biological process: carotene catabolic process; retinal metabolic process. Lineage: Eukaryota; Metazoa; Arthropoda; Malacostraca; Decapoda; Portunidae. Gene Ontology annotation, molecular function: beta-carotene 15,15'-dioxygenase activity; carotenoid dioxygenase activity. The record is from RefSeq and is a predicted model, not a curated record. The transcript is spliced from 10 exons.
CUUCUUCCCUCCAGUCCGUCGCUAUCAUCUCGCGCGCUCAGACCAUCCCUCUCUCCUCUCCCCUGCCUCUCCACGCACGCCCACCUCUCAUUCACCCCAAACUCUCGCAUUCCACAACUCUCAAUCACUCAAGCGGGAACAGUCGCAGUCUCAUACUUAAGUCGUUUUGUGUAUUUAAAGCGGCGAAGUGUCGGUACCUUUCGAAGACUCAAUAUGCCUUACGAGUUUAGCACCUGGGAUAGGAACUGCGUGGAGGAGCAUGUCACGCCCAUAGAUGGAAGUGUUGCAGGCAACAUCCCUUCGUGGCUCCGCGGUUCCUACAUCCUUAAUGGGCCUGGACGCAUGACUUACGGGGAAAAUGAAUUUAACCACGUGUUCGACGGCUCUGCGCUCCUGCAGAAGUUCAAUAUCACGGAAACUGGCGUCACCUAUACCAGCAGGUUCCUCCGCUCCUACGCCUACACCACCAACCUCGAGCACGGCCAGAUUGUGGUGUCCGAGUUCGGUACUACGGGCAAGUCGGUCACCAAGAAUAAGUUGGCCAAGUUGAGUGACAAGUUUGCGUUCGACAAGAUGUUCUCAGACAACGCACCCGUAGGAGUGGUGAAGUUUGGCGGCGAGUAUUACUGUAUCACUGAGGCGCCCUUCCUGCACAAGAUUGAUCCCACCACCCUGGAGACCAUUAGCAAGGUUGACCUACACAAGGAAUUAAACAUGAAUUCCCACUGCCCCAACCCCCACGUGCUCCCUGAUGGCAACACCUACAACGUGCUACACAUGGUGGGACCCACAGGACCUAAGUACGACAUCGUCAGCUUCCCCCCCACGCCGCAGGAGGGAAAGAGCAACGUGUUCGCCAAGCCCAAGAAGGUGGCGUCUGUGGAUGCCCGCUGGAAACUGAACCCUUGCCACAUGCAUUCCUUUGGCAUGACUGAAAACUAUUUCAUCCUCCUGGAGCAGCCCAUGACCAUCGACGUGAAGGCAAUGGUGGCCAACACGAUCAGGGACAAACCCUUCAUUGGAGGCAUGGAGUGGAUGAACAACAAGCUGAUCAAGAUUCACCUGGUGCACCGCGAAACGGGCAAGGAAGUGAAGCAAAAGAUGAAGUGCGAUGCAUUCUUCUUCAUGCACAUCAUUAACUGCUACGAGCAAGACAACCACAUCGUCAUUGAUGUGAAUGGCUAUGCUGACACCAAGUUCCUCCACGCCCUUCACCUCAAGAACAUCAGGGAGAACCCCAACCUCGGGAAUGAGAUGGAUGGCGGCAAUCUCAAGAGGAUCGUCGUGCCGCUGGAGGUGAACGAAAAGGCAACACCAGAACUCAACCUGGUGAUGAUCGGCGGCAGCAAGGCAAGGGCACACCGACAGAAGGACGGCUCUUUGCUCCUCACACCAGACAACAUCACUGACUUCUCCUACGAAAUUCCCACACUCAAUCCCUCCUUCCUCAGAAAGAAGUACAAGUAUUCCUACGGCACCAAGGGGGACAUGAAGACCACCAUGGGCAAGUUCGGCAAGGUGGAGCUGGACACGAAGGAGGUGAAGGACUGGGGUGAGGAUGGUAUGUACGCCUCUGUGUCGUGCUUCGUGCCCAAACCAGGAGCCACGGCUGAGGAUGACGGCGUGGUGAUCGGAACAGUUCUCCACAGCAGCGAUAAGUCGAAGGUGACACUCGUGGUUCUGAACGCCGCGGAUAUGACAGAGCUAGCACGCGCUUCCUUCACCACAGCCUCACAAGUGCCACGCUCCCUCCACGGUUGCUUCCUGCCCGCCUAGACUCUUCUCACUCGCGUGAAGUGGUUUAUAAUCCUCUGCUUCACUUUCCGCGUUUUGUACGGGGUCAUCUUUAGUGUUUUCCUGCAGUGUUAGUGUUAUUUCAUUGUCUGCGUAAAGUAAAAGGUUUAGUUCAUUGUC